Tribolium castaneum (red flour beetle) is the source of this 2352-nucleotide messenger RNA. RefSeq lists its product as uncharacterized. The record is from RefSeq and is a predicted model, not a curated record. Lineage: Eukaryota; Metazoa; Arthropoda; Insecta; Coleoptera; Tenebrionidae. The coding region runs from base 71 to 1789 and encodes 572 amino acids. The transcript has 3 exons.
CAAGAUAAAAGUACGAUAACUCGAAGAACUCUUUUAAUAAGAACAUUACGUGUUUGACUGUGGUCACAAAAUGUUCCGUAUUUUUUUAACAAUUUUGUGUCUUCUGUUUACCGAAACAUUGCAAGAAACAUACAUUUUAAACAACGAGAAAUGUAAAAUCCCAGAUUUGGAAAUUUUGAACGAAGAUGUUAGAGAUAUUAUACAGCCAAAUCCUUACAUCCCUUGCAACAAAACCGAACUUUUGACCCAUGUGACCAAAAACGGACCCAAAUUUGAGUUACACCUAAGAGAGGAUUUAUUUCCUCAAUACUUCACUCAAAACAUUACGUGUUGUUACUCGUACGUAACGAGAAACGGAUCAGUUGAACUCCCUGAUGUUGGUAUCAGUAUUUCACCGUGUGUCCCUUUUCACAAGAAGAUAGUUUUAGAGCAAGAUAUAGUUAAAGUCGUUUGUCGCGAUAAUAAUCAAUCAGUGGUUUACGAAAACGUGCAUGUUACUAUCAAACCCUCAAAACCACUCAAAAACACGUCCCAACCAUUCAGCGUUUUGUUUGUAGUAGUUGACAGUAUUUCUCGCCUCAAUUUCCACCGAACAAUGCCAGAAACCGCAAAUUUCCUCAAAAAACGAAACUUUAUCGAAAUGAAAGCCUACUCAAAAGUGAACGAUAACACGUUCCCAAAUUGCAUGGCCCUCCUGACUGGGUUUUCGCUAAGCCAGUCGUACCAGCACUGCAACCCGCACAAGAAAAGUGCCCUAGACAACUGUCCCAUGAUCUGGAAGGACUUCCAUCAACAUGGGUACACCACAGCCUACGCCGAAGACAACUCACGCAUUGCUACCUUCAACUACCUCAAAAAAGGCUUCACGAACCCACCAACAGACUUCUACUUCAAACCCUACAUGGAGGCCACCGAAACCCUCAGAAUCCAGCACCGACAUUCCAUGCCAUUCUGCACUGGCCCUGAAAGCGCCGGUGAACGCAUCCUGAACCUAGCCAAAGAUUUUGCCAUCACGUUUAAACACAAUCCCAGUUUUGGCAUUUUCUGGAUGAACACUUUCAGUCAUGACGAUGUCAAUGCGCCAUUCACCAUGGACGCGAAACUGAGCGAUUUUUUCCGGGAUUUGGACGAGGCUGGGGUUUUGGACGAAAGCUUCGUUUUUUUGUUAAGUGACCACGGGAUUAGAUUUGGCCCAAUGGUGGGAACCAACAGCGGGUGGCUGGAGGGACGAAUGCCACUGAACAUGAUCUCAGUUCCGGCAAAAUUCAAGCGGGAGUUUGGACGCGAGUACGAGAAUUUGAAACAAAACUCGGGGAAAUUAACAAACACUUAUGACAUGUUCAUGACUUUGCAACACAUUUUAACACUGGGGGGCGUCCGGCAUGAAGUUAGGCCGAGUCAAGGGUGUCCCAACUGUGUUUCGCUUUUUGACCCAAUUCCCGAUAGGUCCUGCCAGGAGGCGGCCAUUCCCUACGCAUGGUGUCCCUGUUUUGGGCGUUUGAAAACACUUAAUCCUUUCGAUGUUCAAAGUGCGAUCACGUACACACUGUCCAAGGCAAAAAGCGAGAUUUUGGCACAGUGUGAUAUUGAUAAUUUGGACCCUCAUGUCGAUUCAGUCAGUGUUUCUGAACCGGACCAUGAAAAAAAUCAGAUACUUUUCGUGGUCUUUCAUGUGGAAAGCGCCAUUGGUUUGGCAACAGUCAAAUUCAAAGAUGUAGUCACGGAAAAAUCGUUAUUUUAUUUCAGGUUUAUUUAUUUGUACAAUAUUUGCAAGCAAGAUAAUUCUUGAAUAAUUUAAACAGAUAUUUAUCCAACAUUGCACCCAUCUGUCCUGCAAUAUUUAAUCGACUGGUAACCACCGUUUUUCCGCACCAAAUCGUCAAACUUAUCGAACGUUAUUAUACGAUUUUGCUCAAAAGGGGCGCACCCUUUGUACACCUCAUCUACAAGUCCAAAUCAAUCAAUCAUUUUUCACCAUCUAGUGUGUUACUUCUAAAUUUCAGAAUGUAACAAUAAUCAGUACACUCGUCAUAAACGGUUCGUAAAGGACAAGAAGCGUAACAUCUUAUGCAGCGAAACCCUAAAAGCACGAUUUAUUACGUUUCGUCAGUCGGGACUCACCUUCAGAAGGGCACAAGACUGGAGCAAGUCCAAGGAGAAUCAACAUUACUUUCAUUUCGACCGAACUGAGCGAAAAAUUGAUUGCGUUUGCGACUUUGAAUUGAAUUGUUUUGACUUGAACUUGGGUGAUUUUAUGACCCAUAAAAAUCUGUUUUUCUCUCUGUGUUAACCACCAAGACACGGUUUUCUCCAUUUGUUUAUAAUUUAAGUACCACAAUAAAGAUUUAAUAA